AUGAUUUUUGAACUUUGCAGAACAUUGGUGAGGUCUGCAGUCAAGGGAAGCAAUCAAUCAAGAUGGCUCAAGAGACAGCAAACCGUAAGCGAGCAAUUUAUUUCCAUCAUAAGUGUUUUAUAUUUUGUCUUCAUGCAUUGCAAUAAUGUAACAGAAGUGUGGUGGUUCAUGUGGUUGGGCUGAAGUGGUGAUUUUUUAAUUUUUACUCUCCUAUAAAACCAUAGCCCUAUCUGAAUAAAGUACUUAAAAAUGGAGUUACUCAUGUAGCCCAUUCCCUAUCUGAUUGUCUGGCCAAGGGUCCUCCUGAAAAAAGGACUAUUAUUGGUGACUGAGGAACAGUUCAGCAGCUUGAGUCAAAGAGGUCAUCUGAGUAAAGUUAAAAAUUCAUGUGAUAUUUGGUUAGAUACUUGCCAUGAUGUUUUCAUUUGUGUUCAAUACUCAUCUAAGAUAUUGUAGAGGUGAUGGGUCAGUUUUGAUUUUUGGUUAUGUUGAUGUUGUGAAUAAGUCAUUAUAUGAUGCAGGUGGUUCUUUACGUGUGUUUUAAAAGACUGCUCCUAGUUAAUGAAUCAGAUUUUAAAUUUGGGUCAUUUUAUGAAUUAGGUUAAGUCAUUUUUAGAGACAAAAGAGCUUUUGAGGACAACCUUUACCUGGACAAUCAGACUACUUCAUCAAAUGUUGGAUUAAGUACAAUGUUGUGCAAAUAAGCAAGCACAUUUUAAUUUAUCCUUUCUUUACACAGGAUUUGUAUGUAAAAAGGGCCCAUAAGGACAACUAUCGCUGUCGAAGUGCUUACAAAUUGAUUGAGCUCAAUGACAAGUUCCACUUCCUUCAACCAGGAAAAGUUGUGAUUGACUGUGGUGCAAGCCCAGGUAUAGAAUUAACAGUUUUGUUAUUCUGGAGCAUGUUACGAUAAUUUUUAGAUGAGUGAUUGAUCUUAACUUUGUGGUUAGGUUCUUGGACUCAAGUGGCUGUUGACAGAGUGUUAUCACAGAAAUCUGGUUGGUACUCCAAGUCUUCUUAGUUGCUUUAAUGUAUGGAAAUAAUAAAAUCUCUUAAUAAGAGCAAGUGCCAUAGCAAUGCAUGACAGAAUUUAGAGGUCUCAUACAAAAUAGCAUACAAAAUGAUAGGGUGUCAUUUGAAUAAAAGGAUUUAAACAGUGUGGUAAUUUGGUGGGAAGCUCUAAAAUGGGGCUGAUAUUUUACAAUGACACUCUCAGGAAUACCCCUUAUUAUUGUUUAUUAUUAUAAAUGCUUAUUUACUUUUUGACAGGUUACCAACAUGGAGCUGUAAUAUCUGUGGAUUUACAAGGUAUAGAACCAUAAACCAAAUAUCAAGUUCCUGAAGAAGAUACUGCAGGGUUCAAUCUAUAUAAUAAGCUGCAUCAUGCACACAUUGUAAUUGGUUGUUACUUAUGACCUAUUGGAGCACAGACAGAUUGACAAUGUCACCAUUGACAAUUUUUGCUUCUUUACUGUGUAAAACAAACAGAUUCCAUGUUGCAGUGGGUCUGUUCAGGAAUAGAUCACAGAGGCAUCAAAAUGUGGUAAGAAUAUCAGUUACACUCUCUGUAAACUGUGGCUUGUGUGCCAUAUUUUGUUCUUACCACAUUUUAAUGUCAUGUGUAAUCUAUUAAUGAAUAGACGCACGGCAACAUGGAAUCUAUCAUUUUGUGAAACUGAUAAUGAAAAAUGCUAUUAAGCAGUUAUUGGAUGAGGUUGAGCAUGAUAUUAUUAAUUGUCAAAUGAAUGCAGAGGUCUGAGUUACAUGCCAAGGCUGAAGGCUGAGGCAGAUAACCUAGACACUAGGUUUCAUGAUUCAUGAUGUCAUACAAAAACCAGAUUCAAUAAUUGUCUUAUCAUACAUUUUUCAAACAAUCUGCAAAAGAAGAUAGUUCUGUCUGAGUUUGCAAGAGUUCACGAACACUACAUGAAAGAGGGUUUCCUAGAAAAACUGGAUCAAGAUCACCUGAUCACCAGAUCACCGGAUUACUGGAUUACCAGAUCAAGGAUUAAUUAAGGAGGAGAUGACAACGAAUCCAUAUUGACAGUAUUUUCAGUAAACACAAUACUCGAAUUAGAAAGAUAAUAGCCACAGGAGUUGUUUCGAACCUCAGCACUGCGAACAAAUGACAUCACAGAUUUUCACUCUGAUGUGUGAAUGACUCGCAGCCAGUUGUCUGUUUGGUGUCAGUUAACUCAUAAAUGUGACUUUUUCGUUUAACUACUUUUUCACAAGCAGAUGGAAUAUCCAGCUCAAUGUCUAAGAGAAAACCUGGGAAUUAUUUGUUAGAUCGACUAAUGCUUGAGUGGAAAUGCAAAGAAUUGGAAAAUAAUGACGAUUUUGUUUUCCCAUGGCUGUGUUUACAAAUGUUUUGGUGCAGAAAAAGGUUUGCAUGAAUGACAAAAAAAAAAUUCUCUUUUCAUUUCUCUAGUGAAAGAAUAAAAUUACAAAAGUUUGGAUUGUCUUUAAAAUGAAAGUCCCCAAAAACUGCACUGGAAUCAAGAAUAGACAGUUUGCUAUAUCUUCGUAUCUCACUUGUGAUCAAGCGUUCUUGAGGGUAGCAUGAAAGUCGGCAGAUGGGGGAAGGGCAAAAAAACGAAGCCUGUCUGUCAACAGCAGUGUUAUCUUGUGUUAUGCUCUAUCAAUCACCAAAAAUCAUUGGGGCUUGCAGAAAACAUGAUUUAUGUGUAUACUACAAGGGGAAUGUCGUCACUGAAAUCAUCCCAGUUUAUGUAAGCAUUGCUGCUUUUGCAAACCAUGCUCAACUGUUAGUGCAGUUCCCCUGUUGAAACUGAGGAGAAACAGAGAAUCGGCAAUUGUCAAAGUCCUUAAUUUUAUCGGAAGUGAUCAAAAGUGUGGGAGUAAACUUUCUGCCUGCUGUGCUUAUCGGUGGCAAAAUAAGAAAAAACAAUUCUUCCUCAUUAGUCUUCAGUUACUUUCUUUAACUUUCUUUUUUCUUUCUUGUGCAAGACUGAGAACUGAUUCAAUUCUCCAGUGUGUGGUCUUGAGAUUUUUUACUUGUUGCUUCCGUUUAUACUCCAGAGGACUCACAACAACAACUCAGUGGACCGAUGAAACUUUAUCACUUUCCAAAUCAAUGGUCAAGUAACGUCUCUUGUCAAAUCCUAUCAUAUAAACAACUAAACCGUCUUCUUCUAAGCUAGUGGUUCUUCAGAUGCAUUCCAUCUGCUUUUCCUUAAAGGAUAUGUGGUCAGUAAAAAAAUUGAAGAGAUGAAGUUAAAGCAGCCAAAAAUUUGCUAUGUACUCCGGCAGUUGCCAGAAACGGCUUUGUGUUUUGAAAUUACACUGGAAGUCAGAUAUGCAAUGACAUAAUGACAUUCAAAAUGAUUUGGAAAUUUCAUGUGAAAAUAGCAUAUGCAGAGGUGAACCGGCUCUGUAGCUGUCAGUCUUCAAUAGCUGUCCUAAUAGUCGGUAGGCAAAAACUAGCACUUUCAGAAAGUGGUAUGGCUUUUUCAGUAUUUUAAUAUAUUAUAUUUUAUUUGUGCUGAUUUAGUUUGUUCUCUCUCAUUUUCGCUUGAGCAUACAAGAGAUCUUGAUUAAGUCACAUGAGGGAUCAAUCAAUCAUGCCCAUUAAGUUAUUUCAUUUAUUUGAAUCAUUUUGAACUGACCCUUGAUCCUUGAUCCAGCGAUCCUUGAUCCUGUUUUUCCAGGAAGCCCAUCAAAGAAGGGCCUUGGAAACUAUGUAGACUUUGAACUUAACCUGAUAACCCAUUAUUUGCUGCUUAAAUUGGGUUAUCAUGUCAAUUAAUUUCACACACUACUGUAUUGUGAGUGAGUGCUCUGGACCAAUCAGAGUUUUCAUAGGAAGUCUAGUAUAAGAUAAUUCUUGAUAUUAUGCCCAACCUCAUCCAACAAUUGCUAUAUUGGGAUUUUGCUGUUUUAAACAUAUUAAAAAUGUUCACUUGCUGUAUGUCUUAGACAACCAAUAAUGUAAAUCAGUUUUCUAUGCCUCUGUGUAUUGUUAAUAAACCAUUAAUAUAUUGGUCUGUUCGGUCAUAUAAUGUGACUUCCUCUUCCAUUUUUAUUGCUUAUUUGAUAUAAUAAAGACAUUGAAGACAUAGACGGAGCAACUAUAUUUUCAAGAUGUGAUUUUACGAGCACAAGUACACAAAAGAGAAUUCUUACAGUAUUGCCUUCAUCUGGUGCUGAUGUUAUUAUGAGGUACAUCAAAACCAUUAUGGAAUGUUAAAAAAAGAAGAAAAAUUCUCAAGAGUAGAGUAUUUAUGCUACAGUUAACAUCUUCUCCUUUCUAUUUGUGAUAUGUCCCCUCAAUUUCAGGUUUUAUCAAGAGGGAAAAUUUGUCAAAUGUUGAAAAUUAGUUCUCAAUGUGAAAAAAAAAAAAAUCUACCUCUAAAUCUAUCUCUAUAUAACCACCUCCUUGAAAGGAAAUGAAGUAGAAUUGUUGUACACCUUGGCAAGGCAUUCAAAGUAAGGAUAAAUAGGGCCACUUUGUCUGAAUUUAUUUUUCAGUGAUAUGGCUCCAAAUGCAAGUGGAAACCACACAGUGAAUCAUGAAGCUAUCCUGGUAAUUAUUUGAUUAUUUAGAAAAUGUCAAAUCAUUUUUUGAGCAUAAUCACUAACAGGCAGACAUCAGUCGGACACUCCCUAGUGUCUGCCUGUCGAUGGGUGUCUGCUGAACACCAGUUGAUGAAAUGUACAAUUGUAAAUGUUGUGCACAAGAUGUCCUAACACUUAGGCUGCUGGACUUCAGGUUUAAGAUCUGGCAAUGUCAUUGUACUGUGUUCCAAGGCAACACACUCCAUUCUCACAGUGCCUCUCGCCACCCAGUAGUAUAAAAGGGUACAGGCAAAGAGUCAGGAAGCCUGAUCAAAUGUGUAGUGGUAACCUGUGCUGGACUAGCAUCCCAUCCAGGGGGGGAGUAGCAGUAUUCUUAGGAGCUUCACACUAUGAAGACUGGUGUAAGCUGUAGAACCUUGUUGGUUGCUUAUAUGGUGGGGACACUUUUGUUUAUUCCCCAAAGUAAGGCUUUCCACAAAGACCUGGGAAUAAUUGAAGUUUGAGAGGAGUCAUUACAAGAUAUUUAAGCAACUUAAGAUUAUUUUAAAUUUAAAUUAGCAUUAAUUUUGUAACUUUUUUGGCUAAACCCUGUGUUUCUCUCUGUUAUCACUGAAACAAUUUUCAGUUAUUUGCCAGAAAAAUUCAGUCUACAAUUUCCCACUUGAAUGAAAUAUUCUCCAUUAAUGAGAGCAAAAACAUUUUCCCAAAAUGGGAGAUGUGGCUAUAUCAACAAGCCUUAACUUCCUUUUCCACAAAAAAAUAUUCAGAUACUUUUUCACCCUCAACACAUGUUAAAAUUUUGGCUCUAGUGAUUCAAAAAUAUCAUAAGACAGUUAAAAACUGUUCUGUGAGAAUUUUAGUAAGGAUAUACAUGUAAUGGCAGCUUUGCAUGAAACCCACCAUGGGUUACUUGUCAGCAAAAUAAGUCUACUUUAGAAUUUAAGGAAACCUAAAAUAGUUUGAAUUAUCAGCAAGCUAUAUCAUUGUGAAAGCCAAUAUUGAUGAUUACAAAUGUUUCACCAAAUUUUGUUGUCUUUAGGGUCUGUGUGAGUCAGCCUUGGAUUUUAGCAAAUCAGUUUUGAAGCCCUGUGGGAUUUUUCUUUGUAAACUAUGGGAUGGAUAUGGUACAAAAGGUAAUUGAGAAGUUUUUUUGGUAACUGUAGUUGAUUGCACAAAUGACCAAUAUGACAACUGAGGGUUACUAACUUACUGAUUUUAUAGUGCUUAUAACAACUUCACGUAAUAGAGAGCUCAGUGAAAAAAUAGAGGAUCUCUUACCUCAAACUUAUUUAUCUGAAAUUUUUGUUGCUAAUGGUAUUCAGGCAAUCUUUCUUUUGUGACAGUUGUGACACACACACACACACACACACACACACACAUGUAGACAUUUAGUAAGUGAAGUAGGUGAAUUCCAAGUACCAGUGGUAUCAUUAUCAUAUCAUUAUCUUCAAGAGCAAGCUAAUGGUAUCACAGUUUACUUAACCAUCUCAGGUAUUCUGUCAUUCAGUUUAGCUUUAUCACUUUGACCAAAACAUAAAAACUGCUCAGUGUCUUGAGACAUCUGAAUUGGCAGAAAAUAAAAAUCAUCACUACUACCUUAAGUAACUAUCUGUGAAAACCAUCGGAACACAGGGUAUUGUAAAAAAACAAAUAUAUUAAGAAAUGUUUAUGUCUAAGUUGGGGUUUAAUUUUUCAGAUUUUAUCAAUACACUGGAAAAAAAUUUCCAUCAAGUUCGGAAAUGUAAACCUCAAGCAAGCAGAAGGGAAUCAGCAGAGAUUUAUCUUUAUGCAGAAAACUUUAAAAAAUAA
This is a messenger RNA of Pocillopora meandrina, 6348 nucleotides long. The record is from the annotation of a GenBank genome assembly. NCBI's taxonomy places the organism in Eukaryota, Metazoa, Cnidaria, Anthozoa, Scleractinia, Pocilloporidae.